AGAUUCAAUCUUAUAAAUAAAUAAAAAUAUGGUGUUAUUUUUUAAAUGUGAAAUUAUUAAAAAGCUGUUCCUGAGUGUCACCAGCAUACCGGAAGUGGCUGGUGAGAACGUCCGGUUUUCACGGUGAUGGCGGAUGUUGUUGAAGUAGAGUCGAUGAAGAAUUAUCACAUAGCGUUUGAGAAGAUCGACCUGAACAGCAGCCGGUAUCCAUACUGCAUUGUGUGGACACCAAUCCCUGUGUUAUCAUGGCUGUUUCCAUUCAUUGGUCACAUGGGGAUCUGCACGUCUGCUGGUGUGAUUCGUGACUUCGCUGGACCUUACUUUGUAUCGGAAAACAACAUGGCAUUUGGAAGACCAACAAAGUACUGGAUGCUGGACGUCAGCAAAGUUUACACCAGUGGCUCUAACGCCUGGGACACGGCAGUGCAUGAUGCCUCAGAGGAAUACAAACACAGGAUGCACAAUCUUUGUUGUGACAACUGUCACUCGCACGUUGCCAUGGCACUGAACCUCAUGCGCUACGACAAUAGCACCUCAUGGAACAUGGUGAACCUCUGUCUGCUCGCCCUCAUAAAUGGCAAACACGUCAGCUGUGUCGGAUUUCUGAAGACCUGGUUGCCGUUCAUCGUUCUGAGCAGCAUCGUUGUGUCGCUCGCUCUGUACAUGAACUUGCGGUGACCACAGUGGGGUCAUAGAGACCACUGCAUCCAGAUGAAUAUCCGGGUUAUUAGACAAUAAAAUGGGACUCAGAUGAACGUCGGCCAGACUACACUGUAUGGGACGACACGCUCAGAUGAUGGACGACUCCCGUGCAGAUGACGAGCCCCAUGACUAAAAGCUAGUCCUAAACCUGUUUUUCAAAGGAUGGAGACAGGAAACCCAUCACGGGUCCUUUAUGUCCUUGUAACGUAAGAAAUUACAGCAUGGACUCAAACGCUUGUCUUCCAAGGUGUGAAAUUAAUGGCGCUGAUUUCUGGGUUGGUUGCAGAUUGGAUUAUUAUUAAAAUUAUUAUUAUUAUUAUUAUUAUUAUUGCAUUGAAACUCCAGAAAACUAACUUUCUUGAUAACAUGAUGCUUUGGAUCCUGUU
Tachysurus fulvidraco (yellow catfish) is the source of this 1088-nucleotide messenger RNA. RefSeq names its product transmembrane protein 222b (gene tmem222b). The coding region runs from base 127 to 678 and encodes 183 amino acids. The transcript is spliced from 6 exons. The record is from RefSeq and is a predicted model, not a curated record. Lineage: Eukaryota; Metazoa; Chordata; Actinopteri; Siluriformes; Bagridae.